Molecule: messenger RNA, 2946 nt
Organism: Colletotrichum paranaense
Lineage: Eukaryota; Fungi; Ascomycota; Sordariomycetes; Glomerellales; Glomerellaceae
Product: sodium/hydrogen antiporter
Exons: 2
Coding region: 1-2946 (981 amino acids)
Biological process (GO): proton export across plasma membrane; intracellular potassium ion homeostasis; regulation of membrane potential
Cellular component (GO): plasma membrane
Molecular function (GO): sodium:proton antiporter activity
Source: RefSeq, a predicted model, not a curated record
AUGGCGUGGGAUCACCUCUCAAUCACGAAGCCGCACUUGGUGUACAUCAUCUUGGGCGGCUUCACCACACUUUUCAUGCUGUGCUCCUCUAUCAUCAAGGAGAAGAUGUACAUUGGUGAAGCUACCGUUGCCACCAUCUGUGGUAUUAUCUUUGGCCCCCACGCCGCCAAUCUGAUCGACCCGAAAAGUUGGGGAAAUGUCGACUUGGUUACCAUCGAAUUCUCCCGCAUUGUUCUCGUCGUCCAAUGUUUCGCCGUCGGUGUCGAAUUGCCAAAGUUCUACAUGGAGAAGCACUGGAGAUCCGUCACUCUUCUGCUGAUCCCCGUCAUGAUGUUUGGCUGGCUCAUUGUGAGUCUCUUCAUCUGGUGGCUCAUUGACCCGUUAUCUUGGCUCGAGAGUUUGGUCAUUGCCGCCUGUGUCACUGCUACCGAUCCUGUCUUGGCCUCUUCCGUCGUCGGUAAGGGCAAAUUCGCCAAGCGAGUUCCCAAGCAUUUGCGAGAUCUUUUGUCGGCAGAGUCCGGCUGCAACGACGGCAUGGCCUUCCCUUUCGUCUACCUCGGAAUCUACCUGAUCCAGGAGCACAUGGAUGCCCGGAAAACGACAUUUCACUGGAUUGUCUACACGAUUCUCUAUGAGUGCAUCUUUGGCGCCAUUUUCGGCUUCCUCGUUGGCUACAUCGCACGUCACGGCAUCAAGUUUGCAGAGGAGCGCGAUCUGAUUGAUCGGGAGAGUUUCCUGGUCUUCUACUUCGUGCUCGCUUUGUUCUGUGCCGGUGCUGGUAGUCUGCUCGGUAUGGACGAUCUACUAGUCGGCUUCGCUGCCGGUGUAGGUUUCUCAAACGACGGUUGGUUCUCCUCAAAGACGGAAGAAUCUCACGUGUCCAACGUCAUCGAUUUAUUGAUCAAUUUGGCAUAUUUCGUCUUCCUCGGAACCAUCAUCCCCUGGGAACAGUACAACAACGUCGCUGAGGGUAUCACCCCCUGGCGCUUGGUUGUAAUCGCCAUUUUCGUCAUCUUGUUCCGACGCAUUCCCGCCAUGCUUAUCUUGAAGCCAUUCAUACCGGACAUCAAAACUUGGCGUGAGGCAGUUUUCGCUGGUCACUUUGGUCCCAUCGGCGUCGGUGCCAUUUUCGUCGCCAUUCUAGCUCGCGCUGAGUUGCAGUGGGAGACGCCCGUGCCGCUUUCCGACACCCCGCCGGAAGAUAUUGAACACAGAACACUCGUUGCGGUCAUCUGGCCCAUCGUGACAUUCCUAGUCAUUUCGUCCAUCAUUGUUCAUGGCUCAUCCGUUGCCGUGUUUACUCUCGGCAAGCGCAUCAACACGUUGACAAUCACCAUGUCCUACACCACCGCCCCCGAAGACGGCCCUACCUGGAUGAACCGCCUGCCGAGAAUCUCGUCGCAAUCUCGAUCGCAAGCCCGAACCAUGUCCGACACCGAAGGAGAAGAGCUCAAGAUGCCCGAGUUCCCGCCCGGCACUCUACCCCCAGUAGGCUUCCCUGGCGCUUUCUUGAGACGUCAAAAAGACGAAGACGGAACGAAGUCUCGCGCUCGAUCAACCUCAAGGAAACGCAGCAGCAAGAAGAACAAGUGGGACGAUGGCAUCGGGCCCGGCGGACCUGUUUCUCAAUCCGCCAUCUUCCCCACUAAACGCGAGCCGCUCCUCAACGAGAAGGACCCUCAAUCACCCGACGCCGAAGGCACUACGACCCCUAGGCGCGAUUCUGAAAGAGGUCGCGCGAGGGACCCGGAGAAGGACGACGACGAGAUCACACCAUCCCCCGAUGAGGGAUCUAGCAGAACGCAAACGCCACCCAAGAUUUCCAUCUACGAGGAAGGAGACAACUUGGUGGUCGAGAAUGAGGAUGGAGACGUGCUGACUGUCGAGCGCUCUGAAAGUAGAGCAGAGGCAGUUGCGGAUGCUGAAGCUCAUCAUCGCGUACCAGUCGAAACCGACAUGUCGGCUAUUGCGGCUGCCCAUUCAAAGCAAGGUGAAAAGUUCAACUGGACCCUGGAUUCGUUCAAAAAGAAGGUCGGGGAUGUGUACACGUCAGAAGUGGAGAAGCGCAAGGAGAAGAGCAAAGCCGAUAGACGGCAUGAGCCAGCUCGAGCCUUCCAGUUCGGCAAUACCAUUAUUGUCGAAGAUGAAGAUGGAGAAGUUAUCAAGACUUACGAAUUGCCAUCGUCAAAGGCUCCCAAGGAACCUGGAACAGGCCUAACCCAGCAAAGUCUUAAGUACCUUGGCAUGGGAGGUCUUCUAAAAGCAUCGGAGAAGCCUGCGGCUGAAGACGAAAACAACGGAGAGUCAAGCGCCGACGGCACGGCGAAGACACCUGCAAAGUCAGGAUGGCAGAAAUACCUGGGCGGAGGUGCCGGCAACGCGAAGAACGCUGCAGAAGGUCAAAAGGAGGAUGACCGACACAUCAGAUUUACGAUUGGUGGAGUUGGCCAGCGCAUGACAAAGGAGGACUUCAUUCGUGAAGUUCAAAAGCUCGACGACAAGACCCGGCGACAGGUUGUGGACCAGUCCACUGCUUCUCAGCGCGUAAAGUCAAUUGCAAAGGGAGAUAUUCCUUCGCCGGCUGACAGACAUGCCAACAUUCCGACCAUCAAGAUUGGAAGCGAUUCCAACGAGAAACGUUCUGGCUCUUUCACGCCUCAGCGGGUGAACACGGCGCCAGCCUUGCCACCGGCACCCGCGCAACAAGCAGACGCCGAGGGUGACGAGGAGACGGCUGCUGAGAAGAAGCGCAGACUGGCGGUUCUGUCGAACCAGAGCGAGGAGGAUUUGGACAGCGGAGAGACGCCUGCUGAGAGACGCCGUAGGGAGGCUGCGCUCGGCUCAAAUCAGGAUGAUGAUUCAGAUGACGAAGGUGGAGAGAGAGUUCCCCCGACGAGGAGAGGCAUCCGAUUUGCAGAGAGCACGGUGCCGAGAGGACGCAAGUAG